Messenger RNA from Tetranychus urticae (two-spotted spider mite), 1109 nucleotides. Its product is annotated as vesicle transport protein SFT2B. Gene Ontology annotation, cellular component: membrane. Lineage: Eukaryota; Metazoa; Arthropoda; Arachnida; Trombidiformes; Tetranychidae. Gene Ontology annotation, biological process: vesicle-mediated transport. The record is from RefSeq and is a predicted model, not a curated record.
GGCGAGACAGAUAAGCAAUAUUUCUGGUUUAACGCCUCAAGAAUAUGUUUUUGUGUCUUUGUUCAUAAUUAAUAAUUAAUUUGUUUUCUGAUUAAGUUAUUUUAUUUAUAAUUGUAUUUUCUAUUCUUGUGACUAUUCUUGCAUCCGGUUUGCUGUAAAAUUUCUUUCUUUAAUAAGAUCUCAUUGAAAAAUUAUGGAUAAGUUGAGGCGGGCAUUGAGCGGUGAUGAUAAUUCAGAGCAACAAGGUUUUGCAGCUCAGCUGGGUGAGUCAACAUCCUUAAGUUGGUCAACCCGGAUUCAAGGAUUUCUCAUAUGUUUCAUUCUUGGUUUUGUGUUUUCCAUCAUUGGAUCCCUAUUUUUAGCGAUACCAGGCAAAGGUUUAGUACUUUUUGCUAUGUUCUACACUGUUGGUAACCUUACUUCAAUGGCCUCAACAUUAUUCCUUAUGGGACCAUGGAAGCAACUUAAAAAAAUGUUUAAUGAGACGCGUUAUAUAGCCACCAUACUUGUCGUUGUUUUCAUGGUUUUAACGCUUGUUUCUGGUCUCCAUUGGCAUAAAACUGCAUUAACUGUCUUACUCUGUGUUUGUCAAUUCCUGGCUAUGACUUGGUAUUCCAUUUCUUAUAUACCAUAUGCUCGAGAUAUGGUCAAGAAAACGGUGACCACCUUUGUAGCCUAAAUUUCCAAUUUAACAUAAUCACUUACACCAAUCAAUGGACCAAUAGUCAUCAUCCAAGUAUUUUGUAAUGAUCUUCAACUCUUUACGGUUGUCACUAUAUUUAUAAUAGUUAGAAUUGAAUUGAACCAGCCUGAAAGCUUCUUUUACCUCUGUACCAAUCAAACCCAACUAAUCAACUUGCCUUAUCUUGCCUUAGUCAAAACUUUGAGAAGCAAGAUUGAAUACAGGAAUCCAAAAUAAUUUCCUAUUGAUCUUCUCUGAAAUUUAUCUUAUUACUAUGAUGGAUGUUUAUAUCUUUUGUAAAUAUUUUUUCCAAUCAAUUAUACUCGGAGAUUUAAAUUAUGGACCUAAUUUAAGCAUAUCAAGAUCAGGCCGAUUUAUUUCUUGUCAAAGUGGAAACUAACAAUAAAAUCUCGACAAUUACUUAUUA